This is a messenger RNA of Glycine soja, 3977 nucleotides long. RefSeq names its product receptor-like protein kinase HSL1. Gene Ontology annotation, biological process: protein phosphorylation. The coding region runs from base 161 to 3163 and encodes 1000 amino acids. The record is from RefSeq and is a predicted model, not a curated record. The transcript is spliced from 2 exons. Lineage: Eukaryota; Viridiplantae; Streptophyta; Magnoliopsida; Fabales; Fabaceae. Gene Ontology annotation, molecular function: protein kinase activity; receptor serine/threonine kinase binding; ATP binding.
UAGAAGGCAGUGAUUUGUGGUGAAGCAUCAAAUCUGAGGAGUCUUUAUAGAGACACAGAGCCAAAAACCUCUCUUGCCAGUUGCGAGCUCAGUAGAAAGCAAAGCUCACUGCAGUGCGACGAGACCAAGGCUGUUUUUUCUGUUCCUAAACACAGAAACAAUGCUGCAACUGCUUCCUGUCUUCCUUCUUCUCCUCCUGGAACAAGCGUCUUUGAUUUCUGGGCUGAACCAAGAUGGUUUGUAUCUGUACGAGUGGAAGCAAUCUCUUGACGACCCGGACUCCUCCCUCUCCUCCUGGAACAACCGCGACGCCACCCCUUGCAACUGGGCCGGCGUCACCUGCGGCCCAAGCAACACCACCGUCACCGCACUUGACCUCUCCAACUUCAACCUUUCCGGCCCAUUCUCCGCCUCCCUCCUCUGCCGCCUCCCCAACCUCACCUCCAUCAUCCUCUUCAACAACUCCAUCAACCAAACCCUCCCUCUCCAAAUUUCUCUCUGCACCCCCCUCCUACACCUCGACCUCUCCCAAAACCUCCUCACCGGCUUCCUCCCCCACACCCUCCCCCUCCUCCCUAACCUCCUCCACCUCGACCUCACCGGCAACAACUUUUCCGGCCCCAUCCCUCCCUCCUUCGCCACCUUCCCCAACCUCCAAACACUCUCCCUCGUUUACAACCUCCUCGACGACGUCGUUUCACCUUCUCUCUUCAACAUCACGACCCUCAAAACGCUCAACCUCUCCUUCAACCCUUUUCUCCCUUCACCCAUCCCUCACUCCCUCGGCAACCUCACUAACUUAGAAACGCUCUGGCUCAGCGGCUGCAACCUCGUGGGCCCCAUCCCGGAAUCCCUCGGGAACCUCGUCAACCUUCGCGUCUUGGACUUCUCCUUCAACAACCUCUACGGUCCCAUCCCUAGUUCGCUCACUCGCCUCACCGCUCUCACGCAGAUUGAGUUCUACAACAACUCUCUCUCCGCUGAGUUUCCCAAGGGAAUGUCCAACCUCACUUCGCUGAGGCUCAUUGAUGUUUCCAUGAACCAUUUGAGUGGGACCAUUCCUGAUGAAUUGUGCCGUUUGCCUCUCGAGAGUCUUAACCUCUACGAGAACCGCUUCACCGGCGAGUUGCCGCCGAGUAUUGCAGAUUCACCCAACCUCUAUGAACUCAGAUUGUUCGGGAACAAGCUCGCCGGGAAGUUGCCGGAGAAUUUGGGGAAGAAUGCUCCGUUGAAGUGGCUUGAUGUUUCUACAAACCGGUUCUCCGGCGGGAUUCCGGAGAGUCUCUGCGAGCAUGGUGAGUUGGAGGAGUUGUUGAUGCUUGAGAAUGAGUUCUCCGGGGAGAUUCCGGCGAGUUUGGGCGGCUGUCGGAGGUUGUCGCGUGUGAGGUUGGGUACGAACCGGUUGUCCGGCGAGGUUCCGGCGGGUAUGUGGGGUCUUCCGCAUGUGUAUUUGCUUGAACUGGGGAAUAACUCGUUUAGUGGUCCAAUCGCCAGGACCAUUGCUGGGGCGAGGAAUUUGUCGUUGUUGAUUUUGUCCAAGAACAAUUUCUCCGGUGUCAUUCCCGACGAGAUUGGGUGGUUGGAGAAUCUUCAAGAGUUUUCUGGUGCUGAUAACAACUUCAAUGGGUCGUUGCCUGGGAGUAUUGUGAAUCUUGGGCAGCUUGGGACUCUUGAUCUUCACAACAAUGAGCUCUCUGGGGAGCUUCCCAAGGGGAUUCAAUCGUGGAAGAAACUCAAUGACUUGAAUUUGGCUAAUAAUGAAAUUGGUGGGAAGAUUCCUGAUGAAAUUGGUAUUUUGUCAGUGUUAAAUUUUCUUGAUCUUUCCAACAAUGAAAUUUCUGGGAAUGUUCCUCUUGGGUUGCAGAAUUUGAAGCUCAAUCUGCUCAACUUGUCUUAUAAUAGGCUUUCUGGAAGGCUUCCUCCACUGCUGGCUAAGGAUAUGUACAGGGCUAGUUUUAUGGGUAAUCCUGGCUUGUGUGGCGAUUUCAAAGGCUUGUGUGAUGGCAAAGGGGAUGAUGAUAAUAGUAAGGGUUUUGUGUGGAUUCUGCGAGCUAUUUUUAUAGUUGCCUCUUUGGUGUUUGUUGUUGGUGUGGUAUGGUUCUACUUCAGGUAUAGGAAUUUCAAGAAUGCUGGGAGAUCUGUUGAUAAAUCGAAGUGGACGUUGAUGUCGUUUCAUAAACUGGGUUUUAGCGAAGAUGAGAUCUUGAAUUGCCUCGACGAAGAUAAUGUGAUAGGAAGCGGGUCGUCCGGGAAGGUUUACAAGGUUGUGCUUACCAGCGGGGAAUCUGUUGCCGUGAAGAAGAUAUGGGGCGGGGUCAAAAAGGAAAUAGAUAGCGGAGAUGUUGAGAAGGGUCAUCAGUUUCGUCAAGACAGUUCUUUUGAUGCAGAGGUUGAAACUUUGGGCAAAAUUAGGCACAAGAACAUUGUCAAGUUGUGGUGUUGCUGCACCACUAGGGACAGCAAGCUAUUGGUUUAUGAGUAUAUGCCGAAUGGUAGUCUGGGGGAUUUGCUGCAUAGCAAUAAAGGAGGGUUGUUGGAUUGGCCAACUAGGUACAAGAUAGCUGUUGAUGCUGCAGAAGGCCUCUCUUAUUUGCAUCAUGACUGUGUUCCUUCAAUUGUUCAUAGAGAUGUGAAAUCUAACAACAUCUUGUUGGAUGGGGACUUCGGUGCAAGAGUGGCAGAUUUUGGAGUAGCUAAGGUAGUCGAUGCCACCGGGAAAGGAACUAAAUCCAUGUCCGUCAUAGCUGGGUCUUGUGGGUACAUUGCACCAGAAUAUGCAUACACGCUUAGAGUGAAUGAGAAGAGUGACAUAUAUAGUUUUGGUGUUGUCAUACUUGAGUUGGUUACUGGAAGGAGGCCCAUAGACCCUGAAUUUGGGGAAAAAGAUUUGGUUAUGUGGGCGUGCAACACCUUGGAUCAGAAAGGUGUUGACCAUGUGAUCGACUCGAGGCUUGAUUCUUGUUUCAAAGAAGAAAUUUGCAAGGUCCUCAACAUUGGUCUCAUGUGCACUAGUCCUCUUCCAAUCAACCGGCCUGCAAUGAGAAGAGUGGUGAAGAUGUUGCAAGAGGUGGGCACAGAGAACCAAACGAAACCUGCCAAGAAAGAUGGAAAGUUGUCCCCUUAUUACUAUGACGAUGGUUCGGAUCAUGGAAGUGUUGCUUAGCUCAAGUUCUUGCAAGGGGAAAAGUUCCAAGCUUUUCUUUAACUCAACGGAGCCAAAUUCCCCCUCGUGUUUUUUCACUCGUGGUUUGCUUUACAAAAGUUGGUUAAAGAAAAGGGGGAGAGAAUUGUUUUUGGGGUUGAAAAUAGAGUGAAGUUCAAGUUUUUUGCCCUCUAAAGUUGGUCGACAUGAAGGCGCGUCCCUACUAAAUUUAAAUUGGUGUCUGCAUUAAAUACCACUUGUGUAUUCGGAAAUGAUAUAUUAUUCUCACUGCUAAAAUAGAUGUGACCCGUCUCUGGCAUGGGUCACGGGUGAAUGUUAGAGUUGUAAAAUCAGUAGUGGCUUCUAAAUUUCAAAUAGAAAAUGAUCCCUAUAGUAAUUUCAGUUAACUUCAAUCACGAGAUAGAAAAAUGAUAUCAACAGAUUGGGGGAAUCUAUAUCUAAAUCAUGCUUAAAUCUGCUAGUAAUUUUCUGAAUGUUCCAGUUUAAAUGCUUUGACUAUGGUCCGCAUAAAAAUUUACUUCUCACAGUGCUCAAUCUCAGGUAUGUGCUGGGUACAGCUAUAGGAGUUGAGUUAAUGAGGUGGUUAGGCAGGCCUUGUCCUUCGUGGACCCUCUUGUUUAAUUGCAGGUUCCAUCUAUUUGUGUUGCCUACUAGUCUGGUCUACCCUUACUUCUGUCUGUGAUAAAUGAUGAUGGGGUAUCAUAUCACCGUAUAAGGGUAUCCAUUUGUAUAAUGAUCAGUCAGUGGCAGUGCAUUAUAGUAAUGGUCUUUUAGCUGAAUAUAGCAUAUUGGAAUCUUGCCAAAUCUUGGCUAA